AUAAAGGCGAAAGUGAUGUUAGCGGGAGGCGAGGACCCGAAGACCUGUGAUCAAAACAUCGCGUGAUACGACACACUACAGCGAGACAAGAGCCGCAUUAACUAACACACACCGCUGAACAAAAAGGAACGCAAGCAACGACAGUAGUAUAGGCGAGAACGUCCUUUCCCUACGUGUAUACCCGGAGACAAAGAGAAGCAGUGUGAGGUGACAGUGCACCAGUUUGAGGAAGGGGAGGAGGGGCAGCAAGUGUCACACUGAAAUCAGCACCGUCCGCCAUCCUGCCGCUGUCAUGCCGCCCACAGGGGACCGCUGGUUGGUUGACUUCAAUGCAGUGGAAGCAUUGGUGCGGGAGUUGACGGAGUCUGUCACAAAGAGGCGGCAGGUGUCUGUGGGAACUGUACAGCAUGCACUGCUCUCCAACAAGUUAAGGACAUCCAUCCCACAGGUGGAUACACAAGUAGGUGACCUGAUCACUCGUCUUGACUCAUGGGAGCUGCGUAACCUCACCCCACAAGAGAAGGAGAGGAGACUUCGCCUGUGUGAGAGACUCAAGAGUACAGUGAAGAAGGCACACAUGGACUUCACUGAAAAAAAGGAACCUGGUGGAGCACCUCAGGGUGCAGGGUGGGGCUGGGGUGUGGAAGAGGAGGAGGAAGGGGAAAACACCAGGCACCUCACCACUAGUCAGUUGAGGGAGCAGCAGCAGCACCUCUUACAAGAGCAAGACCAGGGCCUGGAAGCCUUGUCCACGGUUGUGUCACACCAGCGAAGGAUUGCAUCGGCCAUUGGCACUGAGGUGGAACAGCAGAAUGAGAUCAUAGAUGACAUCUCCCAGCGCACAGACAACACCAGGAACCGCUUGGAGGAUGAGACUGGCAACAUCUCCGUUGUCACCAGGAAGGACCGCACCUGGCCAUACUGGGCGGUGAUAGUGUUGCUCUUUGUGGCCAUCAUUAUUGUGAUAGUGUGGUAGACAGACCUUCUCUCUCCUGCUGCCCUGAAGCCUCCCUGUUCUUGAGGGAGGCAGUAGGGGAAUAAGAGUUGCCACUGCAUUCAUUCUUCAUCUUCACACGUCCUCCUGAAUUCCAAGGUCCACCGUUAAGCCUGUGAGUGGAAACGUGAUGUAGCAUGGUGUGUAUUCUUCCUGUUAGAGAGGAAGGUAUGUUGUCUGUCCAUUUUCCUUUCUCUUAUAGAGUGUACCACAUUGUCUCCUGGAAUUCUUUCCUGUAAUCUAAUUUCACAUCUUCAUACAUUGAAACAUCAGUGUGCAUGUUGCUCCUGCACAUUCAGGAACAUGGUUGUCUUACAGGGUCCAAUGUCCUGCAUUACACAAAUAUUAGACAACUUCUCAUCACUUGAUUUUGUGGCAAGACUUAGAUUUGCAUCAAGGCAGUUACAUCGGAGUACCUAUACCAUACUGGGUGUCUUGGUCAUUUUAUAAAUGUUAUUUUCAUAGUUUCACAUUAGGCCUAGUGAUGUUCCCUCUGCAUCUUACUGUCAUUUCUAUUAUUGUUUUAUUUAACAUUUCAAAUUUGAGAGUCUGACCUUUCAUGCAGUGUGACAUCUUGCUUGCUGUACACUCUUCCUCCUGUU
This is a messenger RNA of Portunus trituberculatus (swimming crab), 1596 nucleotides long. RefSeq names its product syntaxin-8-like. Gene Ontology annotation, biological process: intracellular protein transport; vesicle fusion. The record is from RefSeq and is a predicted model, not a curated record. The coding region runs from base 293 to 976 and encodes 227 amino acids. The transcript has 7 exons. Gene Ontology annotation, molecular function: SNARE binding; SNAP receptor activity. Lineage: Eukaryota; Metazoa; Arthropoda; Malacostraca; Decapoda; Portunidae. Gene Ontology annotation, cellular component: endomembrane system; SNARE complex.